AUGAAGAUACAAAUUAUUACUUGGAACGUUCGUGGUUUGAAUGAUUCGGACAAAAGAAGGGUGGUUAAAGCUGCUAUAAGGAAAUGGAAUGCCUAUGUUAUUUGUUUGCAAGAAACUAAGUUGGCUUCUAUUACUGAUGAAGUGGUUAAGAGUCUUUGGGGAGGAAGGUUUGUGGAAUGGGAAACGUUGAACGCAUCUGGCACAUCGGGUGGAAUUCUAAUUAUGUGGGAUCGAAGAUGGUUGUCGAGAAUAAAAUUCUGGAAAGGGCUCUUUUCCUUGUUACGUGUGUUUCAGAUGGAAGAUGAUAAUUUCAGCUGCCCGUUAUUGAUUAUGAUAAACCUAUUUUUUGGGAAGAGCUCAACUACGUCAAGGAAUUGUGGUCAUUGCCUUGGGGCAGCUUUUACUUGGUCUAGUGGCAGAGAUUCAGUCACUCUUUCAAGAUUGGAUAGAUUCCUGGUUUCUGGGGAUUGGGAAGAGAAGUUCCCAGAUGUUACUCAGGCAGCUUUGGUUAGGGUCAUGUCUAAUCAUGUGCCUUUAGUUCUUGAUUGUAGAUGUAUGAGAUCUAGACGCACACCAUUUCAAUUCGAAAAUAUGUGGUUGAGAUCCGAGGACUUCCAAGGGAAAGUCCAGUCUUGGUGGGGGGAGGCAAUGUUUACAGGCUCUGCUAACUAUGUGCUUGCUAAGAAGUUUCGGAUUCUCAAAUAUGAGCUUAAGAAGUGGAAUAAAGAGGUGUUUGGGAAUUUUGAAUGGAAGAAAAAUAGAAUUUUGGCUGAUAUUGCUAAACUUAAUCGUCUUGAUGAGCUAGGGCAGGAUAUGGAAUCUUUACGCUCUAGAAGAGCGUCUUGUCAGACGAUUUUUGCUAAGUUAGCUGGAGAUUUUGUGGCGUCAGAAUUCUCGGGCUUUGUGGCUAAAAGAAGGUGGCCGUAA
Cornus florida is the source of this 927-nucleotide messenger RNA. RefSeq lists its product as uncharacterized. Gene Ontology annotation, molecular function: catalytic activity. The transcript has 2 exons. Bases 1 to 927 code for a protein of 308 amino acids. The record is from RefSeq and is a predicted model, not a curated record. NCBI's taxonomy places the organism in Eukaryota, Viridiplantae, Streptophyta, Magnoliopsida, Cornales, Cornaceae.